Molecule: messenger RNA, 1162 nt
Organism: Acaromyces ingoldii
Lineage: Eukaryota; Fungi; Basidiomycota; Exobasidiomycetes; Exobasidiales; Cryptobasidiaceae
Exons: 6
Coding region: 1-1089 (362 amino acids)
Source: RefSeq, a predicted model, not a curated record
AUGGCCUCGCGCGCUCGCGCCCAUUUAGUCGCGUCCACGCCCUCGGCGGUGAGGCUGGUCGCGAACCCGCAAUCAGGCAAGCCCGCCUCAGACAGCUGGGCGCACACGGCCAGGAAUGUCAAGGAGGAGGCCGGUGCUGUCAGGUCGUCGCUCGAGAAUGCCGUCGCGGGCAUCGAUGGAUCAGGCGGCAGCGAGAAAAAAGGCGAUGCAGGCACCAACGAGAUUCUCAACGAUGCUAAAUCCGUCACUGCCGAGUUGGCCCGAAAGAUGCCUAGGCCAGCGCUUCUCUGGGGUGCCGCAGGUAUCAUUCCCUACGUCAGCACAGCUGGUGCCAGUAUCUAUCUCGCUCGCCAGACACAACUCGUUGCAGAUGGUCUCGACUCGCACAUCGACUUUGAGACGGCUUCUGCUCUGUUGUUGCAUGCGCAGAAUGUGCAGAUCCAGUUUGGUGCCGUGCUCCUCUCCUUCCUCGGAGCCAUCCACUGGGGCUUCGAGUUCAGCAAGUACGGCGGCGAGCUCGGCAACCGCCGCUACGUCCUGGGCCUCAUUCCCGUCAUGUGCGCUUGGCCCACGCUCAUGCUGACGCCCCAGCUGGCGCUCAUCAGCCAGUGGGGCGCCUACGUCCUCACCUGGUUCGUCGACCUCAAGGCCACGACGGCCGGCUGGGCCCCCAAGUGGUACUCCAGCUACCGCUUCGGGCUCACGGCCGCCGUCGGCCUCUCCAUCAUUGCCACGCUAGCCGGCACUGAAUACUACGAUGCUGACAAGUCGCGCUCGACGCAGUACGGCGCGGGACGCAAGCUUGCGGAGCAGAACAAGGAAGAUGCGCCAAGGAGGAUGGAGCUGAUGCGCGCAUCUGCCAAGGGAAACAAGGCCACCUUCAAGACUCAGGGCGAGGUCGGUGGCGACGUGGAGGCUGAAGAAGCCGGCGAGGAUGCCGAUUCGUUUGUCAAGAUCCGGAACCCUGUCAAGGAGGAGGAGGAGCGCAAGGAAAAAGAGGGGGAAGAGCGAAAGAAGAAGGAAGAGGAGGCCAAGAAGAAGAAGGACGGUGGCGGUGAUGAAGGCGACGACAAGAAGAAGGACGAGUAGAAAGGGGGGAGACACAGACACACACGAAUGUAUUCUGGAUUCUGGUCAUGGCAAUCGGAGACUCUUUUUUCUU